Messenger RNA from Zingiber officinale, 3735 nucleotides. RefSeq names its product putative acyl-activating enzyme 19. Gene Ontology annotation, molecular function: protein binding. Gene Ontology annotation, biological process: amino acid activation for nonribosomal peptide biosynthetic process. Bases 39 to 3608 code for a protein of 1189 amino acids. NCBI's taxonomy places the organism in Eukaryota, Viridiplantae, Streptophyta, Magnoliopsida, Zingiberales, Zingiberaceae. The transcript is spliced from 17 exons. The record is from RefSeq and is a predicted model, not a curated record.
UUCCGGUCCGAAUAUCGCUGCGUAGUGGUGUUGGAGCUAUGCCCUCCGGCGACCAGGAGGGCAUCCCCGCCGACGGCGCAGCCCGCUGCUGCAUUUCCCACGGCUUCUUCGAAUCCGCCUCCAAGAACCCCUCCCGAAUCGCCUUCGUCCAUGCUUCUGGCAGUCAUCAACGGCAAGAAGAGGCGGUGAGAGCUUUAACUUCUAAGGAGACUUCGUACCCUCCGAUCUAUCCCGGCGACGUGUGCUUCACCAGCGGAGACGUCCUAUACGCUGUAGAAUCAUACAGCCGUCGCAUACGCCGGGUUCUCGAUGGCGGUGACGAUGCUGAUCUCGUCAGGCCGCAAGGUUGUGAUAGAGAAAAUCAGAUUGAUAAGUCAGUGACAUUGGAUAAUGAUAUGCCACAUGUGGUUGGUGUCUGUAUUCCUCCUUCAGUGGAAUAUAUAGUCGCAGUCCUUGCAAUUCUCAGGUGUGGGGAGGCUUUCUUGCCUCUAGAUCCAUCAUGGCCUGAAUCAAGGUUGCUUUCAGUCAUUUCUUCCUCAAAUACUAGCCUCAUUCUCCAAUGUGUUCCAUCUCAUGAAACUUUGCAAUACAAGGCAGCUGAGUGGAUAGUGAAAAGGAGUAGUCGUUUGGUUCUGUAUAUAAAUCUUUUUUUGGACCAUAAAAAGGAGAUUGUCAGAUCCGAACUUAUAUGGCCUUGUGAAAGAAGUCCAAGAAGGUUCUGUUAUGUGAUGUAUACAUCUGGUUCAACCGGAAAACCAAAAGGUGUUUGUGGUACAGAAGAAGGUCUUCUAAAUCGCUUUCAGUGGAUGCAAGGAUUGAUUCCAUUGUGCAACAUGGAUAUAUUGUUGUUCAAGACCUCCAUUAGCUUCAUCGACCAUUUGCAGGAGUUCUUUGGAGCCACCUUAACUUCCACACCACUCAUCAUACUUCCAGUUAAUGAUAUAAAAGCUAAUCCAUUAUGUUUGGUUGAUUUCGUUAAGGCAUACAAAAUUUCACGAAUGACUUGUGUUCCUUCCUUGAUGAGAUUAGUUCUUCCUAAGUUGGAGGACUCUUACUUCAGAAGUUCUAACCCCCUGAAAGUCUUGAUCCUUAGUGGCGAGAUUCUAUCUGUUCCUUUGUGUAGCAGUUUGCAGGAAUAUCUGCCUUGGACAACAAUCCUCAAUCUCUAUGGAAGUACAGAGGUAUCUGGUGACUGCACAUAUUUUGAUUGCAAAAAAUUAGCAGAUGUUUUGGAUGUUGAGCCACUAAGCUCUGUCCCUAUUGGAUUUCCUAUUUCAAAUUGUGAGACUGUGCUUGUGGGUCAACCUGACUGUCCUGAUGAGGGUGAGAUCUAUGUUUCCGGGGUUUGCUUGUUUGCAGGAUACCAUGACAACAUGAAUAAUGAUCCAAUGGGCAAAAGUAGUGUGUCACAAUUCCAAACUGGUGACUUUGCAAGACGACUACGAAGUGGGGAUCUUGUUUUUCUAGGUAGACAUGAUCGCACUGUAAAAAUCAAUGGACAACGAGUUGCAUUGGAGGAAAUAGAAAGUGCCAUGAAGGACCAUCCCGAAAUCAAUGAUGCUGCUGUAACUUAUCAUGGAAGCAAUGGAGUAGCAACUCAACUAGAGGCAUACUUUGUGAUGAAAUCAUCAGAGGGCUUUAAGAAAAAUCAUAGACCUUUAGACAAGCUGCAAAUGGUUGAAUCUUUAAUACCAUCUAUCCGGAGUUGGUUACAAAAGAAACUUCCUUCUGUGAUGAUCCCUAGCUAUUAUUUCUGUAUGGAAUCACUGCCAAUCUUGGACUCUGGAAAAAUUAAUCAUCUAGAGCUUUCAAGUUCUGUAUCUACGCCUAAGCAGCAUGUCAGCCCUUUUGGAAGAAAUAGUUCUUCUGUUAAUCAGUUACAGACUAUCAAAGAUGUAUUUUGUGAUGCUUUGUUGGUUAAAGAAGUUGCAGAUGAUGAUGAUUUCUUCACAAUGGGAGGGACUUCAAUUUCUGCUGCCCUAGCUUCAUACAAGUUACAGAUUGAUAUGAGAUUAAUAUACAUGUUCCCUACUCCAGUUAAGCUUCUAAAUAGGUUAAUAGAGGAUAAGGAAUUGCAUGAGAAUUUGAUAAGUCCUGAUCCUAUCCCUAGGAAAAGAUUGAAAGCACAUGCUAAUGUGCUUGACUCUUCUGAUUUUAUAACUGGAAAUGCAGAAAGUGAUUUUCUGCUUCCAGAGCCAUCUCCCUCACUUGUAGGUACAAGGGUCCAUGAUCUCUCUGCUGAGCAUAAUGUACAACUGGUUUAUAAUUAUUUUGAGGGAAGUAAUAAUGCUUCUGGUAUGUGCUCAGAGCUAGUAGUACAAGAUCCAUCCUUAUUUCCAGAUUCACAUCAUGCAGCUUCAGGUGAUCAUGGCCCAUGGAAUUCAAAUUGUAAUAUCCAUAAGAUGUGUUCAUUUAGCCGCUGCAAUAAAAUUAUGCACGAAGUUGAUUCCUACAUGGUUUGUAUGGAUAAGUCAUGGUUGACUAUCAGGACCCCCAGGAGUAUAAAGGGCUCCUUGCAGGAGCUCUGGAAAAUCCCACUUAAGUCAUGUGUUGAUGCUUCACCGUUGAUAGUCAUAGCAGAUGGAAAAUGGUACCUUUUUAUUGGAUCUCACUCACACAUGUUUCUAUGCAUUGAGCCACUCAGUGGUUCUGUGCGAUGGCAAGUUCUGCUAGAUAGUCGCAUUGAAUGUUCAGCUGCAAUCACUGGUGAUUUUUCUCAGGUUGUCGUAGGAUGUUAUAAAGGAAAAAUAUACUUUCUCGAUUUUGCAAAUGGCACUAUAUCUUGGUAUUUUCAAACAGAUGGAGAGGUUAAGAUGCAGCCAGUUGUGGAGAGGAGCAGAAACUUGAUAUGGUGUGGUUCUCAUGAUCAUUCUCUAUACGCAUUGGACUACAAGGAGCAUUGUUGUGUUUAUAAAGUAUCUUGUGGUGGGAGCCUUUUUGGGUCGCCUUUCUUCGAUGUGGUACACAACAUGCUGUAUGUUGCAUCAACAAGUGGUCGUGUGACAGCCAUAUCCUCAGUGGCCUUACCAUUCGACAUUGUAUGGACUUUUGAGGCAGGAGCACCUAUCUUUGGAUCUCUGACCAUGGAUUCCAAAUGCAGAAUUGUGAUUUGUUGUCUGGUGGAUGGCUAUGUGCUUGCGCUAAGCUUUUCAGGAGCUGUAGUUUGGAAGGCACAUGUUGGUGGCCCAAUAUUUGCUGGAGCUUGCAUAUCAUCUGUUCUUGCUGACAAGAUCUUAAUAUGUUCCCGAAAUGGAAAGUUAUACUCCUUUGACAUGGAAGGAACUAUUCACUGGGAGUACGACACGAGGGAUCCAAUCACAUCUUCCGCUUACGUCGACGAGCACACUGAAUUGGUUUCUGACCCAUCAUGUCCGAAUGAUAGGCUGGCUUGCAUUUGCAGCAGUUCUGGGAGUAUCCAUUUGAUAAGAAUCAGUGCAGAAGCGAAGCGAGAGGCUGGACGGAGCGCCGAUGCAGCGACCCCAAUGGUCGAACAGUUUGCCGUCGCGAAACUCCCAGGUGACAUAUUCUCAUCUCCUGUAAUGGUAGGAGGUCGCAUCUUUGUUGGAUGCAGAGAUGAUUAUGUGCAUUGCCUCACAGUUGUUCCCUGACCGUGUCCAUCUAACAAGAUUUAUAUUCUUGUUAUAGUUUUUUUUUUUAAUUUUCAAGAAAAAAUAUUUUAUUUAAGAUUAAGUAAAUUUUUAUUCAAAUAAAUAAGUAGGUAAUUGAAUGCAUUUA